CUGUGAAUUGCCAGUGUAAAAAUGAUAUGGUUAAGCAUCCGAAACUUUGGUUUUUUUCUAUGGCAAAAAUUAUCUAUCUUCUCUCUUCCGCGCGAUAUUGCAUCCUAAAUCAACUACCUCAUUGCGCGAUUCAACCUCAUCCCUGACUACAUGGCCAAAUAUACACUUGAUAAAUUGAGGAGUACCCUUAUUCGUCUUGAAGAUACCAUUAUUUUCGCGCUUAUCGAAAGAGCACAGUUUGCCUAUAAUGCCUCUAUAUAUCAAAAAGGGGCGUUAGAAUUCAAAGGAGCUACAGGCGAAUUAAGUUUUCUAGAAUAUUUUUUAUGGGAAACAGAAAAAGUACAUGCAAAAGUUCGUAGAUAUACAAGUCCUGAUGAGUAUGCCUUCACAUCCCCUUUACCAGACCCCAUUCUUCCGCCCUUAGAGUUUGACAAGUUUCUUGCACCAAAUGAUAUCAAUGUUAACCAUAAAAUUAUGGAUAUUUACCUGAAAGAACUUGUCCCUCAUAUUUGUUCUCAGCAAGAAGGCGAUGAUAGAAAUUAUGGCAGCUCCGUGACACGCGAUAUUGAAGCUUUGCAGGCAUUAAGCAAGCGUAUUCAUUAUGGCAAAUUUAUUGCAGAAUCAAAAUUCAGGUCAAAUCCUAAAGAAUAUACACAACUUGCAUUGAUAGAAGAUAGAGAGAAAAUUGAUGAAUUGUUGACGAACAAAGCAGUAGAAAGAAAAGUAUUAGAAAGACUACGUAGGAAAGCACUGGUAUACGGGCAAACGUUAGACGAAGAACAAGAAGGCAAAAAUAUUCAUCUGAGAAUUCCUGUCGAAUUGGUAGUUGAUCUCUACAAACAGUGGGUAAUACCAUUGACCAAAGAAGUCGAGAUAGAAUAUUUGAUACAACGGGGCCAGCAAUUUGCUGCUAACAAUGAUCAACAAACUGAAGGGUUCAAAGAUGAAUAGCUCCUAUAUCACGUAAUGAGAGAAAAAAGCAGUAGCCAUGGAUAGAUCAAAUUUUCCGAGGUUGAUUCACCUGUAGUAUGUUUCGUUUCAAACAGAAUUAUAUCCCUUGUAUCUAUGAACAAUAAAAUGAGCCUUUUCUAUAUGUCUUAGGUGGUAGUUGCAUAUCUUAUUUUAUUUUCUUCUCAAGUGAUAAAGACUCUAGAAAACCAUCUUUUUUUUCCGCUUUUAAG
Messenger RNA from Mycotypha africana, 1181 nucleotides. RefSeq names its product chorismate mutase. The record is from RefSeq and is a predicted model, not a curated record. The transcript is spliced from 5 exons. Gene Ontology annotation, cellular component: cytoplasm. Lineage: Eukaryota; Fungi; Mucoromycota; Mucoromycetes; Mucorales; Mycotyphaceae. Bases 151 to 951 code for a protein of 266 amino acids. Gene Ontology annotation, molecular function: chorismate mutase activity. Gene Ontology annotation, biological process: aromatic amino acid biosynthetic process; chorismate metabolic process.